CACGUCGGUAACUCGAAGGAACAACACGUGCUCAAUUGUUUUUGCGAAUUUUUAUUUUCAAUACAAGUUUGUAAACUGCCAGUGUUUGUUUUGUGAGUGAACAAUAUUUUGACAACAUGUGUGAGAAAAGAAUAAGGAAAGUCAGAAAAGGUUCAAACCUUAUGCGUCUGAGAGAGGCAAGGCGCUUACAGCGGCUGCAGCAACUAUCGUCGCCGCCGGCGGCCGAGGUGCCCCGGCCCUGCCCGCCCAGCAACAACGGAGCCCAGAGCAGAGUCCUCCUAGAACUCGCCUGGAAAACCGUCGCCCUCAUGCACAAAAAUAGGAUAAUCCAACAAAAAAUUGUUGCUCUACAAAAAGAAACUUCAGAAUUCGUCGCUGCAGUCAUGAAUAACCCCGAGAAUAAGCAGCGGUACAUGGAACACCUCCGCGCCUACAAACUCGCGCAACAAACGCAAGCGCAGCCUCCUAAAAUUGAAAACAACAAUCUGCCGUUAAAAGUUGAACCAACUGUAUAAUCAACUUUGCCUGCCUGUAUAACUGAAGCGAGUGUACGAGUGUAAAUAAAUGAACCGUCUAUUUUUAAAUAGGUUAUGGAAAUGUUGUACCUAUAGUAAUAUGAUAUUUAAAUUUGAGUUUUAAAUGUUCUAGAUAUAAAUUUGCGUUAUUAAGCCAUCUUUCUGUUAGCAUUGGAUACAUAUUGAUACAUUGAGACAUAAUUGUUGGGGGUAUAUUAUGGUAAGAUGGGCCGAGACCAAUAUGCCAAAUGUUGAUAUUCUAUCAAACGUUUGUAUACAAUAGCAAUAUCAAUAGAUAUAAGUAGUGUAAAUAUCAAAUUGAAAACAACUUCACAUAAAGACCUUGGCCCACUUCACCGUAACACUAACAUGAGUGUGGAUUUAUAAAACGGAUCAAUGACAAGUGAAAGCGAAUGUCAUUACGGUAGUAUUCUAUGCAGUUUUAUAGAAAACUUAGUAUACUGCUGUUUUAUGUGUCCAGUCUCCGUAGUCACAGUAAACAAAAACUGCCGCCGUGUUGUUGCGUCACGAUUAAACUUAUUUAAUACGCUUGGACUAGUUUGAUAAUAUUAAACCUCCGCUCCGUAUUAAUAGGGGUCUGUGCACAUAACAUAACAUACCUACACCCAGUUGGAAAGCAUUGUACUGGCUAAUGUGCCGCAUCGCAAACACUAGAUGGUAAUAAUUACUUACAAUUUUAACGCAUAGUAGACUACUUACGUUAAGGUUACGAGUACCUAUACCUAAAUCUGUUUUGACGUUAGAUGUCGUAAUUUGAUAAUGAUCUUAUUUGAGGUAAGGGAGUAAAUGUAAUAUUCAGUUCUACUGGACUUCGAUUUAGAAUAUAUGUUCAUAUGGGUACCUUUCAGCAAUAAUGUUUUAAUGCAGUGUCUUAAAAAAAUGUUGUGGAUAAUGGAGGAUACUACUUCUACUUAGGUGUAGCAUUAAGAUUCUUUUGAGGUUGUAUCUAACACAUGAGUAAGAGGCUGUUUAAUGUAAAGCGUUGCGGGGAAUCUUCGUACCGUAUACGUAAUAUUUGUAUAGAUAUACAACUCAUAUUUAAAUUUUAAACUUACAGUUGUGAAUUCAUUAUGACAUGAAUAAAUUUCGAGUCUUGUAAUACGAAAUCAUUAUUAAUGGAAAAUCUGAGUUUCCGUUGUUUAUUUGAUUAAGGUCGUAAUUUAAAAGUUUUAUGGUACGAAGACGUUAAAGGUAUUGUUAAUACUCUUAAGUUAUAGGUACUUACAUUUCGUAGGUAUGGUAUUAUAACAUUUAUAACUGCUGGUCCAACCACCAAUAUUUUAGUUUCUUGUGUCGCUGUCAUAAGUUCAUUUAGGGCUUAAUUUAAAUUUGACUAAAAACUACAUAGGUCUUCGUUAGGUGUCUGUGAUGUAAAAAAAACUUAAAAUUUGUUUCAAACGUAGGUAUCGCGAACUUUUUGUCUUUAGUUAACAAAACAAGAGAACCUCAAUGACUCAUGACGUCGAUAAGGAAAAUUUUGUUUGACUUGGAUACAUGCACACGUUUGCUAAAAGCGCGUUUGGUUGUCGCUACUUAUUCGUUAUUUAUUCUAUCGUUUUCAUUUAAGACUUACUAAAGAUUCAGACUGUUUAGAUCCAUAGAACGUAGAUGCUUAGUAGCGUAGCGUAGGUACAUAUAUACAGGAACUUGAAAAUUUCUUUUGUAUUACAUGAUCAUUAAGAGCCCCCGGCAAGCUCGGUACUCCAUACAAACGUAGUUACGCUCUCAUUUUAAAACAACUAGCUAGAUUGCUCUGAAACUUUGUACUUAAAAUAGGAUAAGGUGUAAUUAGUGUAUGUAGCUUCAGAUACCGUAGUUAAAAAAAUACAGCGAAUUUAAGUUUUUCAUACAAACCUUGUUUUUGCUCUAUUUCGUUUGUUUUAUAAACUGGAGCUAUAUAAACUAAUUACAGGCAUAUAUAUACCUCAUGUCCUCAGCUUAACAAAAAGAGAUAAGAAAAAGAAGAAGAAGAGAGAAGAUAUUUAGACUUAUUAGACGGUGGCAGAUACUGAUGAUAGAUAUUGAUGAUGACUGUAGGUACUGCCUAAAGUUUAUAGUUAGGUAUUAAAAUGUAUGGGCAAUGUCAGCAAAAAUAAUAUUGGUAUAAUGCAGAGAACGCUAGUAUAAUUUGCAUCCACCCAACAUACUUGGAUGAACUUACAUAUGUAAUUGUACUCGCGAGCGCCCGUCGUAUCGGCCGCGAGGGGAUGCGAGGUGCGCAUAUAGUCAACUUUGCUGGAGUUUUUAUUGUCCGCCUUCAAUUGAUGAAAACAGAAGAAUACAAGUAGAAGCGGUAUUGAAGCGUAAUAUAAAAUGAUAAACUAAUUUUUAAAUUUAUAUACCAGUACUAUAUCUGUUAAUAUUUUCCACUGUUAAAUAUUUUUAUAUCUACUUUAAUCUUGUUCCAUAACUGUAAAUACUGUUUAUCACUUAAGUUGCCUUAUUAGAUAAUCAAGGGAAAAAUAAUUGUUUUAUCCUUCUCACUAAGUAUUGCAACACAUCUUAUUAUAGAUUUUAUGUGUUGCAUCAAGUUAGAUAACGGGUAUGAUAUUUAAGUAUCGGUUUACUGAUUCUUAGAUUCACGAAGUGCUUCAUUUACUUAGCUCGGGAGAAUAUGUUUGUCAAGGAAAUGUUGUAUUUAAUUCAAGUAUCAGCAAACUGUACUAUUUAUAAUUGUAGUAUUAUCCCAAAAGCACAGAUCUUAGUUAGCACCAACAAUUGUGUUCAUUUUACACGUACAGGUAGAUGUAUAUACCUACCUGUACUUGGGCGUUUUCUAAAAUAAGUAUUGAAAACCUGAUUCUCACACAUCCUGGUGUUUUUGGGUUCUUUCAACUCAGAAUCACUAGCAUAUUCAAUCCAGAUGAUAAAAAAAGUCCCAAAACUUGUAUGUAAAUAUCUACAUACAUACGUCACGCACAUACAAGUCAAAAAAAUACAAAAAAUGGAAUGUACAUUUUGGGUCAUCUUUUUUUUUGUUCAGGGAGGAGAAUGCUGUCGAUUCUGAGUAGAAUGAGCCCAAGAAUGUCCAGAUUUGAAAGAUUUAGGUUUUCAAUAUUAUAGUUUGUCAUCAUACUAUCUCUGUCUUACACUAGUACUAGCACCCAAAAGAAAGGGAUAAGUAUAACUUUCCUGGUUGUUACUGACUGACAAAUUGGUUUGACCAAUUAUAUUUUAGAAAACGCCCACUUACAUUGAGUGUAUAAUAUUCACAAAAUUUUGAAUUACCUAUUAAUUUCGAUGACUGUUACGCGUAUGUGUUUUUACCUUGUGUUUGAUCCAAGUUUGAGCGCAGUAGGUACAACUGUAAACAAAAAGGUACACUUGUGGUCCUGAUAGGUAAGAAAUUUAAAAAAAAUCGCGCCAAAAUAAAGUCGAGACUUCGCAUAAGCAAGCAUAAGAUAAGUACCUAAGCGAAAUUCCAUAGAAUUGGCGCGAAUAGAUACAAAUCUAAGUUUUUUGAUCUCAUGAAAAAAAUAUGAAAUUCGUACAAAAAUUAAACAUUAUUACCUAUGCUUUUAAUGUAUGUGAAUGUUACCUAAACAAAUCUAUUAGGUAUGUGUGGUUUAAGUAAGAUUACAAUAAAAUUAAACUAGUCUUUUUAAAUG
Messenger RNA from Cydia strobilella, 4144 nucleotides. RefSeq lists its product as uncharacterized. The record is from RefSeq and is a predicted model, not a curated record. Lineage: Eukaryota; Metazoa; Arthropoda; Insecta; Lepidoptera; Tortricidae. The transcript is spliced from 2 exons. Bases 117 to 515 code for a protein of 132 amino acids.